Molecule: messenger RNA, 741 nt
Organism: Laetiporus sulphureus 93-53
Lineage: Eukaryota; Fungi; Basidiomycota; Agaricomycetes; Polyporales; Laetiporaceae
Product: glycoside hydrolase family 12 protein
Exons: 9
Coding region: 1-741 (246 amino acids)
Biological process (GO): polysaccharide catabolic process
Molecular function (GO): cellulase activity
Source: RefSeq, a predicted model, not a curated record
AUGCAGCUUCUCGCAGUAUCUACUCUCGCUGUCUUCGUCGCACGCGCGUUGGCCUCGGAAACUAUCACCGGACAGUGGACCUGCGUAAACGCUGGCGACUAUCAGCUGUGCCAGGACCUAUGGGGCGAAGACACAGAUGACGCCACCUCGGGCUCGCAGAAUGCCACUUUGUACAGUGCCAGUGGUGAUGCGAUCUCCUGGUCGACAACCUAUACCUGGGCAGGCGGCGAGUACGAUGUCAAGAGCUACACGAACGUCCAACAGACUUCCGCCAAUGGCAUGACGCUGUCCAAAAUCACGUCUGCUCCCACUAGUUGGACCUGGGAAUACCAAUCCAUAUCCUCAGAUCUGGUAGCAGACGUCUCGUAUGACAUCUGGAUAGGUACUACCGCUUCCGGCGCGGGCACCAACACAACCACUUAUGAGGUCAUGAUUUGGGUUUCAACUGAGGGCGGUGCUGGACCUCUUGGGUCCGUGAUCAAGUCUGGCAUCUCUGUUGGUGGGUACGCUUGGGACCUCUAUUCCGGAGAGAACACGUACUGGACCACGGUAUCCUUCGUCACUACGGAGGGCAAUCUCAAUGACUUCAGCUCCGACUUGAAAGACUUCUUCACCUAUCUCAUCGACAACAUCGGUAUGGACUCAUCGAACUAUCUGCAGUCGGUCGAAUCCGGGACGGAGCCUUUCACUGGUAGCGCGACACUCUACACCGAGAGCUUCGCUGUCACCAUCAACACCUGA